UUUGUUUGUUGCCCAUUUAGGUGUCUUUGGUAUGCUGCUUUUUUGUUUUUUGAUAUUAUGCGCAAUAUUGGGUCAUGCUUUGCUUUACUGUUUUUUUUUUUAUUGUGCCUCAAAUUAUUUCCAUUGCUGCAGUGCAGAGAUGCUUGUUGUGCUGAUCCUGCAGCGGAGCUUCCUCUCUAUUUGUACCUACUGCGAGAUUUUCACCGCAAGCUGAAUGAUUUUAGUUCUCCUUCAUCGAGCAAACAAUGUUCUACUGCAUAUCCAGAUAAGGCAUUGCCAGGCAUCUGCAAGAUGACAAGUUGUGAAUUUCUUUGCAAGAUAAAGCCAGUCUUUGGUAGUUUAAGAAAGCAUCUGUGUAGUGCAGUUUCUAUUCUUGGAGAUGGAUCCGAAGAUUGCCACGAUCAUUGGAAAUCUCAAUCAUGCUCUGCUGGAAACCCAGAUUUUUCAAAUCUGAUUGUGUCAGAAACCUCUAUUGCCAGUUCUGUAUUUAGAGAAGUACUUCGCUGUUACAGCAGGAUUUUAUCCCUUGACGGAUUAUACCAUCAGGAGAAUUUAGGAAUUCUCAAGGACUUGCUUGAAGCUUUCCAGUCAACUGAAGUACCGUGCAAUUUCUUUUCAGGGCUUCAACAACUUCCAACGCCUGGAAGCAUAGAUUACAUGUAUUGCGGUGUGUUCUCUUUUCUUGAGGGCAUUCUAGAAAAAUCAUUGUUAUCCUCAUUUUCGCUAGCAUCGGAAGUGGUUUUUACUCUGCAGUCACUGGUUAAUUCAAAGGCGGCUUUGAUCAAGUUUCAGGAAAAAAGGGGGAAGAACGUCCAUAUGGGAUGUUCCCAGAAUAUUCUUGAUACUCUAAGAAAUAAGCUCUCCACUUCUGCCCACAAGCUAUUACUAUAUGAUUGUAGUAGUCAGGAUGGUGAGACUGAAUGGAAGAGAAAUGUAAGACUGGGGGAAGUAAUACAAAAGAUAUUGCAGAUAUAUCUGACAAAUACCGAGUCUUCUUCUGACUUGCUAAAUGAGCUUGCAUGCUCAAUAUUGCCACAGGUUCCUUCGUGUAAAACAAGCAAUACACAAGAUGCUACACAUGGAUUUCCCACAUUGUGCCCACCCAUGUUUCUUACAUGGUAUAGGGUAUUGCACGAAGAGAACAUCAAUGUUUUAAGCAAGCUGGUCAAGGAAGUAAAGCUCAAGCAUGGAGCAACUACUCAAAUGGAGGUUGCUGGUAAAAUUUUGGUAAAGAUCCAACAAUCAGUUCAUGUGGUUGUUUCUUUAGUUAACCUGUGCAAGGUUCAUGACAAGGUAGCAAUGCAUGCCAUGGCAGUCAAAUAUGGAGGCAAGUAUGUUGACCUUUUCCUGAAAGCUUUUGAUUUCCUGCAAGCCCAGUUUCAGUCACACAAUGAAUUGAUAAUUCAAAUGUUCAAAGAAUUUCAGAAGGCAACAAGAGUUAUCCAGGCUCUGUGCUCUGAGGCGAAGGGAUCAAAACGUACGAUGGUUACCAGCAAGGUUCCGGCCACUAAGAGGUCCAUGGAGAAGUUCUUAUUCCAUGUCAAAGCUCUUCUUCAUAAUAACUCAUCAAGCGGUUGCACAUUUUGGAUGGGUAACUUGAAGCAUAAGAACCUAUACGGCCAGGUGGUGAGUUCUCAGUUGUAUAGCAAUGGAGACAACGAAGCUGAUCAACUAGAAGAUCCAGACCGGGAUGAGCUCGGUGAAUCAGUAGGUGAAUCAGUAGGUGAAUGUGAAGAGGAAGAUAAUGAUAAUUGAAUGAGCCACAUUGAAUCCAUUCCAUGAACUUCACCUCCAACUAAACAGAUGAGGAAACUGAUUCCAGACUGGGAAAUCCUUAUCUUCCUUCCUAGAUUAACAACUUCCAGACUUGUAGGAAUCAUACUAUAGGGAAGCCUGUGAGAUUCGUCUUUAUCUUCGUUUGGGACGGCUUUC
Molecule: messenger RNA, 1932 nt
Organism: Dendrobium catenatum
Lineage: Eukaryota; Viridiplantae; Streptophyta; Magnoliopsida; Asparagales; Orchidaceae
Exons: 14
Coding region: 58-1755 (565 amino acids)
Biological process (GO): homologous chromosome pairing at meiosis; interstrand cross-link repair; mitotic intra-S DNA damage checkpoint signaling
Cellular component (GO): nucleus; condensed chromosome
Molecular function (GO): DNA polymerase binding
Source: RefSeq, a predicted model, not a curated record